Solanum pennellii is the source of this 713-nucleotide messenger RNA. RefSeq lists its product as uncharacterized. Lineage: Eukaryota; Viridiplantae; Streptophyta; Magnoliopsida; Solanales; Solanaceae. The transcript has 3 exons. Bases 16 to 615 code for a protein of 199 amino acids. The record is from RefSeq and is a predicted model, not a curated record.
AAUAGUCUCUUUUUGAUGGAGGUUCAUUUGUCUGAGUUUUACAUUAUUCAAUAUGUAUUAGUUUUCCCGAGUGUCUUAGCUAUCAAGUCGGGGUAUGCGUUGACUCUCAUUGUGCUGCUCUACUGUUUGAAGCAAUGGAUACCAGUUGCAAAGGAAAAGUGGUUGGUGAUUUCCACUACUGCUGAGCCACAUGUACAAUUGCUAACUACAAGAGCUCUAGAAAUUUACAAGACAUCUAAAGGUUCCAUAACUCCACAUAUUCUCAAGGUUCAAGAACUAGCUACUCCUCAUGUUCAGGGAAUUAAGAAAUUCAGCAAGCCAUACAUUGAUGAUGUUGCUGCUGCUGCAAAACCACAUGUUGAAAAAGUUCGUGUUGCUGCCAAGCCAUAUACAGAGGUGGCAGUUCAUCAUUAUGGGAAGUUCCUCGAGUCUGCAACUACAUACCAUAAUCAGCUUCAAGGCACAGUCAAAGAAACACUGGAGAAUCAUGACCUUACAAAAUCUCUCGCAACAAAGGAGCUGAUUUGGUUUGCUGUAUGUAUCUGUUUGCGUAUUUUAUUUACUCAGUCCUUUACAUCUCCACUUUUUCCUCCAAUGAAAUUGUUAAUUGAAUGAAAGUCUAAUGGGUAUGAAUUGACGUAGAUGCUUUUAUUUUAUUGGACCACUAUCCAUUCUUUAUUCGUCGAAAGAGGAGGUUGUGAAACAAGAAUGGG